GGUGAAAGAAUGGAGAAUUAGAAAUAAGCUAAGCUAAGCUAAGCCCAGAUAGGUAAUUACAACAAACACAAAAACACACAUUCCUCACAAGAAAAAAGAGAAGAAAAAAGAAACAUUGUUAGGCAGCUUUGAACAACCUGAGAAGAAGGAAAAAAAGAAAAGAAAGAAAGAGUUGUUGGGACUUGGGACUUUUACUUUUGGGUUGAUUGCAGCUUUCUUCUUCUUCUUCUUUCUGAUAUUUGGUGGGAAUUUCUCCCCUUUUCAUUUUAUGGGGUGAAAUGGGAAAGAAAGGCAGUUGGUUUUCUGCAAUCAAAAGACUUUUCACACCCAAAUCUUCCAAGGACAAGGAAGUUAGUAAGAAAAAAUCAAAGGCAAAGAAGGGAAAGAGGCAUGGAGAGAGCAAAUCAUUUAUUCCACUCUUGAGAGAACCAAGCAGUAUUGAGAAGAUAUUGGAGGAGGCAGCUGCAGAUGAUGAACACAGACUGCUUUUUAAUCCCCAACCAAAAUUUUCUCCAAACAUCACUUCGCCCCGACCUGCUACUUCUCCGAGGGUGACAUCUCAAAGGGCUGCUUCCCCUAGAGCUACUUCAUCUAAGGCAAGGAGGAAACACAAAGAAGAUAACCGUUAUGUGCAUAGACCAGAACCGGCUUUAGAAGUGCUUCAUGCCAAGGCUAUCAUGAUCCAAACUGCCUUUAGAGGCUAUAUGGCGAGGAGGAGUUUGAGAGCUUUGAGAGGCUUAGUGAGGCUCAAAGGAGUGAUGGGAGGAAAUAAUGUGAAGAAGCAGAGCUUGAAUGCCCUUAAACAAAUGCAGUUUAUGGUUAGCGUUCAAACGCAGGUUCAAUGCCGAAGGGUCCAAAUGCUGGAAAACCAGGCACUUCAGUUCCAAGUUUUCAAGAAUGGCAAUAGCGCCGCAAGCAAUUGGACACAACUGACCGGUGCAGGUAACACUGAGAAUUGGGAUGAUAGUGUUCUAACCAAAGAUGAAAUAGAACGGAGGGGGCGAAGAAAAGUGGAGGCAAUUGCCAAGAGGGAAAGAGCCAUGGCUUAUGCAUAUUCCAAUCAUCAUCAUCAUCAGAAAGGCAAUAGCCAGAGAUGGGGUUUGUAUCCCACCAUAAUAUGGUGGAGUUGGUUGGAUGAUCGGCGCGAGUGUUCUGACAAAAAUGCCCUCCCAACACCAACAUCAACAAAAUCAGCUGCUCCAAUGGGAAGCAAACAGUUUGAAGAUAAAAUGCCGCGGCCUCCAAGCAGCUCUAGCAGCUUGACAAGCUGUCCUCCGUUUUCGGUUCCAAGUUACAUGGCACCAACUGCUUCAGCCAAAGCCAAAGCCAAAGCCAAGGAGAGGAAUAGUGAUAGUCACCUGAUGGGUGAAUCAUCAAAGAGGAGGUUUUCUUAUCCUUUAACCCCGCAGAGUAAUGUCGAAAGCGAAGCCGAGAAACAUGGUGGAGAUAGUGUGAGUUUGGAUUCCAUUGUUUCUAUGUCUGCAGCUGGUGGUGGUGGGAGGAAGCCAUUUAACAGAUUUGUGUGAUUGGAUUUCUUUCUUAUUCUUUUUAAAGGUUGACAUUUUGGUUUUAACCAUUUUGAGGUUGUUGUUUGGCUCUCAAUAUCUGAUACUUGAGUGAUUGUGUGGUUUUAUUUGGUUAUAUAUGUGUGGAUACAAUGAUGCAGAUCAUGUCCAAUAAAAAUAGUACUUCCCGGGAUAAAUUUCACCAAUAGUA
This is a messenger RNA of Cuscuta campestris, 1716 nucleotides long. The record is from the annotation of a GenBank genome assembly. Lineage: Eukaryota; Viridiplantae; Streptophyta; Magnoliopsida; Solanales; Convolvulaceae.